Messenger RNA from Myzus persicae (green peach aphid), 1068 nucleotides. RefSeq names its product peptidyl-prolyl cis-trans isomerase NIMA-interacting 1-like. NCBI's taxonomy places the organism in Eukaryota, Metazoa, Arthropoda, Insecta, Hemiptera, Aphididae. The record is from RefSeq and is a predicted model, not a curated record. The coding region runs from base 310 to 801 and encodes 163 amino acids. Gene Ontology annotation, cellular component: cytosol; nucleus. Gene Ontology annotation, molecular function: peptidyl-prolyl cis-trans isomerase activity; protein binding. The transcript has 3 exons.
GCCGUGGGGUUAGUUUUCGGCCGCCUUCGGUAUUGUGAUUUGUGAUUAAAAUUUCGUUCGGUCUGGCUCCGUUGUUUAUACGUUUGUUAGCAACUUAGCUUUUCACCCCGUGUAAACCAUUAAUCGUAAACCUGCAAUAUAAAAUAUAUGCACAUUUAUGUGGUAUUAAAAUUAAAAGAGUGAACAACAUUUGUAAUUUCCUCCAUUUAUUUCUACGUUAACUAACAUAAAUACGGUGUUUUGACUAUAUUCAGUUAUUCGUUGGCGUCACAAGAACGUAACGGAAAACCGGAGUUUUCGAACAGGACAAUGAGCGAAGAAGAACAACUUCCGACCGGAUGGGAGAAGCGAGUGAGCCGGUCUACCGGUCAAACUUAUUAUUUAAACUUAUUAACUAAAGAAAGCCAAUGGUCUGUACCAACAAAACCAGCAUCAGAAAAUACAGGCUCAACUAAUUCUGGUCCCGAACAAGUACAAUGUAGUCAUUUAUUGGUUAAACAUGAAAAAUCACGGCGACCGUCAUCGUGGCGGGAAGAACGUAUUACUAGAUCAAAAUCUGAAGCAAUUGACAUCAUUAAAUCUUAUCGCGAACAAAUUGUUUCCGGCAAAGCAUCAUUUGCUGAACUUGCCCAGAAAUAUUCUGAUUGUAGUUCAGCCAAACGUGGUGGUGAUUUGGGACCAUUUACUAGAGGCACAAUGCAAAAGCCAUUUGAAGAUGCAUCAUUUGCAUUAAAAAUUGGAGAGCUUAGCGAACCUAUUCAUACUGAUUCUGGUGUACACAUAAUUUUACGUACAGCUUGAUCACGAAUAACUGUUUUCUUUUAUAAUUCAAACUUUUGCCUUUUCUAAUUUAUUGUUUAUUUCUGAGACACAAUAAUAUGUAUUGGUUGCCUUAUUUAAUACUGAUUGCCAUUUAUAAAUAUUUUGUUUUGUAUUCUUUAUUUUCAACUGCUAUAAUUGUUUCUCAAAUAACAGUAAUAUUAUAAUACAAAUAAAAAUGUAGAACAUUUAUAGUUACAGAAUAUUCAUGACAGUUUUGAAAUAUUACUCUGCUUAUAUUUUUUUAUA